AUGCUCACAUCCGCCGUCCUGGCCAGCCUGGCCGCACCCGCUCUCGCGACUCUUCCCAACAGUGAGCCCGUCGAGUUCGCAUGCGGCAACGCCCUGCCCAGCAAGGAGUUCCUAGACACAUCCAGCAAGCUGCGCGCCGCAGAACACUCCCUCACCUCGCAAGGCGAGCUCGCCGCGGCGGAAAUCCUCCUCGACACCCACAUCCACAUCGUUGCGGCAAACAACACGGCAGACAGCGGCUACGCCUCAGUAAGUGCCUCUCUCUGGACUCCGGACAACCAAACACAAACACGCCCUCCGCCGUCUCGCGAUUCACCCAAGUCCAAGAAACUAAUGCCCUCCUCGCCACCCGUAGCGAGAAGCCAUCCACGACCAGAUGGACGCCCCGAACAAGGGCUUCGCGAGCAGCGGCAUCAGGUUCGUCCUCAAGUCCCUCGACCACACCAUCAACGCCACCUGGUCCAGCGGCUCGAGGAAGAGGCGAUGAAGAAGGCCCUCCGCAAGGGCCGCUACCACGACCUCAACCUGUACUUCUCCAAGCAGCCCAUGGGGCGCUUCGGCGUCCUGGGCUACUGCACGCUUCCACAGUGGGCACCCCGGGGCUCCGACGCCUUCGAAAGCAACGGGUGCGUCGUCAGCGUCGACACGCUGCCCGGCGGUGCCUUCCGGGAGUAG
Metarhizium robertsii ARSEF 23 is the source of this 675-nucleotide messenger RNA. RefSeq names its product metalloprotease MEP1. Lineage: Eukaryota; Fungi; Ascomycota; Sordariomycetes; Hypocreales; Clavicipitaceae. The transcript has a single exon. The record is from RefSeq and is a predicted model, not a curated record. The coding region runs from base 1 to 675 and encodes 224 amino acids.